Cuscuta europaea is the source of this 1164-nucleotide messenger RNA. The record is from the annotation of a GenBank genome assembly. Lineage: Eukaryota; Viridiplantae; Streptophyta; Magnoliopsida; Solanales; Convolvulaceae.
AUUUAGAUGGAGGUGUGCCUGCACCGCCGCAGCCUCCGGGGACGGAUAUGACCGGGAUAUGUUUUAGGGAUCAGCUAUGGCUGAACACUUACCCUCUGGACCGAAACUUGGUGUUUGAUUACUUUGUUCUUUCACCUUUUUAUGAUUGGACCUGCAAUAAUGAACAGCUCCGCAUGCGCUCUAUUCACCCCCUGGAUGUUUCUCAUUUGUCAAAAAUGACUGGAAUUGAGUUCAUGCUUACUGAAGUUAUGGAGCCCCAUCACUUUGUCUUCCGUAAACAAAAGAGAGAUAGUCCUGAGAAAGUCACACCAAUGCUAACUUAUUAUGUGUUGGAUGGUUCAAUUUACCAAGCUCCUCAGCUUUGCAAUGUCUUUGCAGCUAGAUUGGGGCGGGCUUUAUUUCACAUAUCAAAAGCUUUUACCUUUGCUGCAACAAAACUGGAGAAGAUUGGAUAUGUUGAUGCUGAAAAUGAGGGUGGGCAUGCUGAGAAAAAGGUCCCCAAGGAGGCUAUUGACUUCAAAGAACUUAAGCGAGUAGACCAUAUUCUUGCUUCUCUACAACGCAAGCUUCCGCAAGCUCCUCCGUUGCCUCCAUUUCCAGAAGGCUAUACACACCAGUCAACUGCAGAAGGGUCAGAAAACCAGCAAGCAGAAGGCCAGCAGCCGCCUCCACCUGAUCCCAUCAUCGACCAAGGCCCUCCUUCCAAGAGGAUGCGAGUUUGAAUGGUUGCUGUUUUCUUGUGCCCAAAGCAACCUAAGUUAGCAAUCUGCACGGUUUGCCCUUAAUCUUAACCUAUGGAAGUAGUUAGGUGAAUGAGUUAAUCCUAGCUAGGGGUGGACCAGUCCAGUUCUGGUCUUGGUUCCGGUUCCAAGAACUGGUCCUGGUUCCCAGCCGGUUCCGGUUCCAUUUUUGUUUUUGAUUUUUACAUAUUCAAUACUUUGUAUGUUUAUUUUUCUAAAGAAUGAUCUAUAUUGCAACUUUUGUUGACCAUAUAAAUCUCUAAAUGUUAUACUAUACAUCAUAAUUGUAUAAAUUUAGUUCUAAGGGGAGUAAAACAUGAACUACUCUUCUAGUGGCAUAUUAAUAUUUCAACGUUAGAUACUUGAGAUCAAUGUAUACAUUAUACUCAUAUUGCAUCAUAUAGAUGGAUUGUUAUGUUUAUAA